This is a messenger RNA of Biomphalaria glabrata, 2732 nucleotides long. RefSeq lists its product as uncharacterized. The record is from RefSeq and is a predicted model, not a curated record. The transcript is spliced from 6 exons. Lineage: Eukaryota; Metazoa; Mollusca; Gastropoda; Planorbidae. The coding region runs from base 1046 to 2263 and encodes 405 amino acids.
GCUUUUAUGGUGUACGCCCAACGUGUACAAGUAUCUCUGCAUCGUAUUCAAUACGUACCGAAUUACGCAGUAUUUGUAUAACUGAGUUUUCCUUAAUGGAUAAUGUUUUAACUUUCGGACAGACGUAAAGACAUAUAAAUCUCCGUGAUUCAUAGAGGACAAUUGAACUCUGUGUAAAGUCUUUUUCUCUUCCUCUAUAUUCAACAAGCUUUUGAUCUGAAAUAAACAUUAACUCCCCUGAUUUUCAUGUUACACGAAGGGAAGUCUAUUAAGAAGUCAAUAAGUCCAUUGCCAUAAGAGAUACGUCGAUGUUUAACGUAAGGCUAAGGUUCUUAUUAAGAACAAGACGAGUGUCUUACAGUGAAUGAACUCUUAGAUUUAUUCCGAAAUGUGUCGAAUGUGUAUUUUGGUUUCGAUGGACUAGGUAUUAAGGAUACAAACUGAGACUUUGUUUAACUAGCUACUUUUUAUGUUGACCAUGUUGACUUCUGACAUAAAUAUUUAAGAACCAUUCUUCAAUCAAUCAUCUACAUGUUUUCGUAGCAGAGCGGGCAAUGUUGUGUUUUUAAAGACUGCCAAAUAGUUAUAACAAAAUGUGUGUUCAUAUUGUAUUUAUAAAAUGUAAGCACAACACUGGUGUUCUAUACAAGGACUAGGUCCUUCAAAUAAAACCUGUUCGAUUGGUUAUUGAAUAAACAAGUGUGAACGAUAUUGACGUGCUACAUCGAACGAGUGCUUUCCACAGAUGAUGUCUCCGAUUAAUGUAGUAAACGGUUUAUCAGCAAUUAUUUCGUAAGCAAAGUUGUAGCGAAUUCUACAAUUAAAAACAUCAAUGACUUAACUCUUAACAACCUUAAGCAACAAGACACGCAAUUAGUAGGCCUACACAAGAAGAUGAACCUUUAGACACGCGAAGUUCAGAAUGGCGUCAUUGGUGAACACUGCAUUACAGAUGGCGCUCCUGUGUUACCAACUAUUAAAUAAGUAAUACAGCGAUGUUGGUUUCUGUUAGCUGUCAUACUACCAAGAAGCGACCUAGAAGACAAUGGACGCUCCGCUGCUUGACCGGCUCACUCGACACAGAAAUAUGCAGCUUCAAAGACAACUGGAUGUCAAACUUCAGAUUCUAGACGAAGAGUAUCGUUUGAUAAAACAAGAUCAGGAGAAACACGAUGAAGAAAUGUCGCAAUUCUGUGAAUGUCUAAAACACACCGCUCCUGGUUUGAAUGGUUACAGACAGCCAAACACAAAAGCAAUGAGUAUCAAAAACCCAACUUUGCUAAGAAAACUUGUUAAGUGGGAAUCGUCUGCCAGUAAAGGCAAGCGCAAAAGUUUGUCGAGUUGUGAAACACACGGAAGUAAUCCUUGGAAAGUCUCUCAGGGAAGUCUUCAGAAUUCAGAGACAAGGUCAAGAUCCUCCGGAGAUUCAACGUCACGAAAUUCUUUCUUCAAUAAGAAAAUUGUUCUGGACGCUAGACGCCGGAGUUUUAUUACCAAAGAGAUUAAUUCCAACAGAAGAGUUUCAUUGGCAGAAUCUGGACAGAAUGAUAUCCAAUCCAUGUUUUCAAAAGUCAACACUCUGGUCUCCGUCGUCGCUACUGCAUCUCCACGAUUUAUGAAAUCCUUGAAGCCAAAGUAUGGAAGGGAGGCAUUCAGCGCUCAGGAGAGAAGCCUAAGAAACAAUGUCUUGAACAAAUUCAACGAUAUAUUCACCAAGAACAAGCAUGUGGAAACGCAGCUUUUGUCUGCGUCCUUGCCGGUGACAAAAAUCUCCCCAGUAAGUGCUAAAGCUGGCUCAUUCUUUGAGCUGACAGAGUUGGCAAGUGAGCAAGACUCAAACGAUGACGUUCACACAACUGGAGACGCUGUCUCAAGACAACACGUUGCCAUGGCGUCCAGUCAUCAAGGGGGAGUAGGGCAAAGCUGUAGUGUGGCUCACAGUGCACGGACGUUGACACACAAACGCCCUUUGCUAAGUCCCGACGAAGCUGAACUACGGCGACGACUCCUCCGAGAGCGCCCUGACAGCAUUCACGUGUCGGACUCCAGACAUAAACACAGGGCAAUGACCGCCCCAGCUAACUUUGAACUUAAGCAAAGAGCAGUGGUGGCUACUAGACAACAGCUAGUUGGUAUAUUGGCAGAAAUAGAAUGGAGAAAAGCUGGUCUUCGCGCGUUGUUAACCAAAAGUAAUCAGCUGCGACACACGAUCAGGACUUUGACACCAUUUCAAUUGGAUGAUCCUGACAGUUUGAGUGACUAGCGACACACAAUCAUGAUGCUGACACCAUUUCCAUUGGAUGAUCCUGACAGUUUGAGUGACUAGCGACACACAAUCAUGAUGCUGACACCAUUUCCAUUGGAUGAUCCUGACAGUUUGAGUGACUAGCGACACACAAUCAUGAUGCUGACACCAUUUCAAUUGGAUGAUCCUGACAGUUUGAGUGACUAGCGACACACAAUCAUGAUGCUGACACCAUUUCCAUUGGAUGAUCCUGACAGUUUGAGUGACUAGCGACACACAAUCAUGAUGCUGACACCAUUUCCAUUGGAUGAUCCUGACAGUUUGAGUGACUAGCGACACACAAUCAUGAUGCUGACACCAUUUCCAUUGGAUUAUUCUGACAGUUUGAGUGACUAGCGACACACAAUCAUGAUAUUGACACCAUUUCAAUUGGAUUAUUCUGACAUUGCAGUCUGUCAAGUAUCUUUUUGUUUUAAAAAAUAAUAAA